Molecule: messenger RNA, 8497 nt
Organism: Uranotaenia lowii
Lineage: Eukaryota; Metazoa; Arthropoda; Insecta; Diptera; Culicidae
Gene: Mhcl
Product: unconventional myosin-XVIIIa
Exons: 13
Coding region: 664-7116 (2150 amino acids)
Cellular component (GO): myosin complex
Molecular function (GO): ATP binding; cytoskeletal motor activity; protein binding
Source: RefSeq, a predicted model, not a curated record
AAAUCGUCGCUUUAAGGUGCAACUUGAUCGCGCGCGCAGCUCUUGAUUCUCGAUAUUCUCACGUGUGCUGUGAUCGGGUUUUAUACCUAUGGUUUGGACUCGUUCGUCGUCCAAGUGGAGGAAAAAGUGUCCCACCUGAAGCCCAUCACUGGAUGGAUGUGAGCUCUCGAUUGUAUUCGGAGAAUAGGAAUAUAUAAAUUUGAAACGGAGUCCAGCUUGUUUCCGGUUUCUUUGCCCUCCGUUUGGAAUAUACAUAAGAAGUUUUAUCUUCGCGCGAAACACAACGCGAGCUUAAGUUGAUAAUCUCAAAGUGGUGCGUGCUUUGUGUACGGAGACGCCUUUUUCUCCUUGAAUGAAGCCAUCAAGAAGCUGCGAUCAUCGGAACGACUGAAUGCAUUAAAUUAUCAUUGUCCGGAGAAGUGUUAAAAAAGUGAAUAGCAUCAAUCAGCCGCGGUGGCAAAUGCAAAACAAAGUCCCAGCAUCCAUCAAGCAUGUAUGAGAAGUGAAAAUGAUUUUACGUGCAAAUUAAUUACGAUCAUCAAUCGGCAUACAUCUCUUCGAAACAAGACAUCAUCAGCAAGCAUAUCCCCGCCCCGCUUUGCAGUGCAGGUUUGGUGGUGUUUGUGUUAAAGAUUUCCCUCCAAACUCCAAAGCGCAUCGACCAUGCAUUCGAACAGCUCGCCACGAUCGUCAACGAGAGCAGUUCCGCACAAGCUGUACUCUAAGCUGAUCAACAAAAUCAACGGGUUUCCUCAUUCUAGGAGUGGCAAUAGCAAUAAGACCGUGGCAAGGAGCCAAUUGUCAUCUAUAACACCGCCCACACAGCCCCAGACUCCGGCCCCUACAUUAUCGCUAAAAGUGAUCGCCGCUAGAAAGAACGCGGUAGCAGGAAAGCAGCAAAGAGCUGACUCGCACGGACAUGAACAUCAUGACUACGAGAAUGUCCUAGUAGUGCCGUCACGAUCAGCCGGCUCCAAGAAUCGUGGCAAUGGAGGUGGUGGAAUGAUACCGCUCACUGGCACGGCAGCAGCACUUUUCUCAUCAGAUAAGGAUGAAUUCGAAGACGAAGACGCCGAGGAGGAAGAAGCCAUUAGCAAACGCCAGUACAAAUGUUCUCUGGAAGACGAAAUUUUCGAAGAACUAGAAAAAGUGGCAUACGACGAGGCCAAGCUUAAUGCGGCUUUGGAGAACUUUGAUCGGAUUUUAUCAGAGUACAAUGAACGGGGUUUGAAAACGAAGUCGCGUAGUAUUAUAGCGGCUGCACGUGAUCGUACGGCCGCGGCUGCCUCGGGUGGGAUCAACAGUAGUAGUGUAUGCAAACAGUCAGCUAACGGUGUCCCACCAGCAAAACAACAACCCGGGACCACCAAAGUCGACGAAAGACAGGCAACUAUAGAUCGCAAUCUCGAAAAAGCCAAUACGAAGACGUACCCUCCAAAUCCAGCAAAGUUAUUACACAAGUCCAAAACAUGUAGCAUCAUCGAAUCUAAGUGCAUCUUGAAGAAGUCUCAAUCCGGUGAAGAUUCCGGCCGCUCAAGUGCUAGUAGUUUGCCAAAUACACAACAUUCCAACGCUAGUUUAGCACGCAGUUUGUUAAACUUGAAAGAUUUGGAAGAGUUUGUGUUCAGUACUCGGGAAUCAUCUCUAUCGCCGAUUACGAUCGGCAGCAAAAUGGAGAGGGUAUCAGUGCCAAACAACUACAACACCUACAAAGUAAAAAAUAGCAACAUAAUAUCUGAUACUGAUAGCUCGAAAAAUCCCCUACCGAAAAUUUGCAACACUACUGUGCAAUUCAAUCAAGCGGAAAAACGCCAAUUACCGCGAGCAAAGAGCGUCUUUGAGUUGGGAAAUAACAACAGCACACCUUCAAAUAACCACAAGCCGGCAUCGCGCACCAACUCCGGUAGUAAAAUUCCAAUUUCCACGAGCUCAAGUCGCAGCAACAGCUUCAUACUUCCUUCCGACAGCGCAUUGUCGCUGCUGUCAGUUUCGACGGUCAAAUUACAAGAAGAUGACGGUUGUUCAAUCGAAUCUCCGAGUGGCGAUCGUGGCAAGUCGGACAAAAUGCGAUCAAGCACUUCAACCAGUUCCAUUUGCGUGCGCCCCGUAACCGGACGAAUCCAAUCGGCGAUCAGUGAAAUGAAUCUGCGAUCGGAACCACAAGCCUACAAAAUAUCCAAAGAAAACGGUGAUGAAUUGUUGAACAAAUGUUUGGAAAAAGGGCAUGAGAUAUUGAAAAAAGUUGAACAAUUAAGCUCCAGCUCCACCACAACCACCACCACCCAUCAUCAUCAACAAAGUGUACACCCUAAUGGUAGAAUUAAACUGACCGUGAAAUCAUCAAUUCAAAGCUCCGGUGGUCUUAAAACCAGCACCAGUUGUAGUAGUUCUCUGCGAUUAACCACACAGCCGGAUGAGAUUGAUGGAUGUUAUCGUGCCAAAACGAAACCCUCCCGAAGUAACAAUGCCACCAAUUCCACCACUCGCAAAGAUCAUAUUUCUUCCUCAGCCGGCAAAACGACCUUCGCCGCGAUCAGUAAGUUAAAUCUGAAUAACGAUCCUCUUCACCCUCUGCACCGGCGUCAUCAACUCGAUCCUCAAAAGGGUUCCGUCCUCAACAAGACCACGUCCUGCUCCACAAUGACUGCGACGACGCCUGUUAGCGUCACUCCACGAUCGAGUCCCAGUCCCAGAUCGACGCCUUCGCCCUCCAGCGCCGAGAAUAGGACGACGAACAGAAAACAACACCAGCCGCCAAACAAUGCGAUCGUGAUCUCGAAUAGAAAGCAGAAACUCAACAGCAGUAAAAACAACAACAACAACAACACUGCCGCCACCCAGACCAAUAGCAAAAUUUUUCGUGAAUCGGUAUCAGUUUCAUCUCCGUCUCAUCACGUGAUGACGACAACCCCAAGAGUGCCGCCUCACCAGAACAAUCACAGUGCGAUGGAACAGCCGAAGAACAACCUGGGUGUGAAAAGUAAAAACAUCGUUAAAAAUUGCAUAUCUAAUUUUGAAAAUCAGUGUAGCAUUAAAAGUGUUCCUCGAUCGUCAACAACGCUGAAGAAUGACCCCGGAAAAGUGAGUAGAUUCCUGGGCCCCUUGUCGGUGAAAUCAAACUCGUCCGGUGGUCUGCACCUAUCGUCGUCGUCCAUUGGUGGUGGCGGUGGUGCUCUUCGUGGGGGUCACCCGAAACUGGUCAAAAAGUUAUCACCCAUUCUGCCGACGAGAUCAUCGCCGUUGACAAGCUGGCGGAGAUCGGCAAGCACCAUUUCGAUACUGACAAUUGCCCCUCCGCCGGUGCUGAAAUCGCCUGCACUGGUCAAGCAAAACAAGCCGCUGCUGGUCAAAAGCAAUAGCUGCUGCACUGCUUCCAGUUUUCUUGAUGGUUCUUCCGGGAACCUUAGUGAUCGAAUCGAAAGUACCACCAACAACAACCCACCCACAAAAGCACCACCCGUGAAGCACCAUCGUAAUGAGUCUGUAACGAGUACAAGAUCGCCAACAUCAUCUCCAGUACCUGUGCUUGCUUCGGCGGCCCCAGUGGCAUCGUCUCCCUCAACGCCGCUCCUCACCUCAUCAAAGCCUUCAACGCCGACGCCCACAACGACGGUGAUUGUAGUGCCCCCCUCUCCCCUACCACCCUCUUCUUCUCCGGAAAGUGUUGAUCUGGCCAGCAGAAGUGGCCAUAUCAGUGCGGAACUGCUGAAAUUGUACCGAGACCAGGUAGUGGAUCAAGGUGACGAAGAAGACGACGAUGAUGAUGCCCAAGAAGAAGAUAACGACAAGGAAGAACAACGUGUUAUCGAUCAUCUCAAGUGUGUAGUACAUGUGGUGGAAAAUAGCAAUAAUAACUCGGUGGCGAAAAAAUCUUGCCUUGUCAGUAGUGAGAAAGAAGAAACCUACCAGAGUGAUUGCAGUGAAGAUUCCGGCCAUAUUUCGAACGAAAAUAACGAACUCGAAGAGCAGCAACAGCAGCAGCUGAUUGCGAAACCGAUUCCGGGAAAGCUCACCGAAAGCUUGCUGGAGAUCUUCGAGCAAAAGUGUCGGAAAAAUGCUGCCGAGAGUGUGGGUCUCUGUGCCAGCAGUGGCAAUAGUGGCUUGUAUGAGUUGUACAAUGGUUUGGCUAAUAGAAGUUUGACCGGCAGCAGCAGCAGGUUGGUGACCCUCAUUAGCGAAACGAAAAAGCUGCCCGACAAAAAUGAGGCGAAACUGACAAACGAUCUCACCGGCAUCAGUCAAGGUGAGCUGAAAGUGGUUCCUCACCACGACGACGACGAUGACGGAACGGAAGAAGCAUCGGAAGACGACAGCAUUAGAAGCAGCAUCAGUCGAUGCAGUAGCCAAAGUGCUAUUGCUGCCGAGUGUAGUGAUGAUGAUAAAAAUGCUGUCGCUACUUCCUGCGAUCGCUGGACGGACGAGAUCGACAAUCAUCGGCAGCAGCCGGUCGAGUGCAAUACGGAGGUUCUGUUCCGUUCGGGCGUUCUUAACCAGCUGGAAGCAAAGCGUGAUGAGCUACUGUCUGAUCGUAUCAUUCAACUUCAGGCGUACUGCAGGGGUCACCUGGCCAGAAAACGUUUGGCCCAGAGGCGCAUUCAGGAACUGGCGGUCAAAUGCAUCCAACGAAACGUGCGAGCCUUCCUAAAAGUUCGCGAAUGGCCCUGGUGGCGACUGUUAGUAAGGGUUACGCCUCUGUUGAACGUGCACCGCACCGAGGAGCAGCUGAAGAUCGCCACGACCGAGCUGCAGAUGCUGAAGGAAAAGCUAGAUAAGGUGGAAAACGAUCGCACCAACCUCAAGACGGAAAACUCCCGGCUGGAAAUGAGGUUAUCCGAGAUGACUGCCGAACUAGCGGAAGAACACUCGUCGUCCAAUUUGAUCAGCGAACGGCUCGAUGCAGAAACCACCGAAAGACUGAGGCUGGAAAAGGAGGUCAAGGAGCAUGAAGAGAAGUACCGGCACCUGCAGGAAUCGUCCGAGAAGCUGGAAAUGGAGCUGCUCUGUGCCAAGUCCGAUCUCAAUGGAGACCUGGAUGACGAUUUCGACGGCGAUGGCGAUGGCAAUGCCUACCGGAUUAAGUACGAGAGGGUGGCGCGAGAGCUGGAGUUCACCAAAAAGCGUCUCCAAACGCAGCAUGAGCACGAUUUGGAGCAACUGAUUGGCCUCAAGAAACAGUUGGAGAAGAAGCUGGCCGAUGCAUACGAGGAAGUGGAAGAACAGCGCCAAGUCGUUGGUCAGUGGAAACGGAAAGCCCAAAAGAUGACCAAUGAAAUGAACGACUUACGCAUGCUGUUAGAAGAGCAGAACAGUCGCAAUAAUCUGCUCGAGAAACGCCAGCGCAAGUUCGAUUCCGAAUGCCAAUCGUUACAGGACUCCGCACGCCAGGAGAAACAAUCCAAAGAGCGUUUAACACGUGAAAAAGAUGUACUUAUCGCUGAAAAGUUCACGCUGGAGCAAACGCUAUCGGACGUUCGACUGGAGCUAGAACUGAAGGAGGAAAAAUACACCGCUUUGCAAAGAGAACUAGAAGAGAUGACUUUCGGCGGAGGUACCGAAGAAGAAAUUGCCCAGCUCAAGCGACAGAAGAUGGAUCUCGACCGGCGCUGCAAGGAGCAGGAAGAGGAACUGGAUGAAAUGGCAGGACAAAUACAGCUCCUUGAACAAGCAAAAUUGCGACUGGAAAUGUCUUUAGAGACCAUGCGCAAAGAUGCUCGGAAAGAAGCACAACAGCGUGAUGAUGAGCUGGAAGAAGUUCGCGGUAGUUCGUAUAAGAAAAUUAAGUCUCUAGAAUGCCAACUAGAGCAGGAACACGAAGAACGAACGUCUCUUUUGCGUGAGAAACAUGAUCUGGAAAGGCGACUGAGCAGUUUAGAAGAACAAGACCGAGCCGAACGAGCAGCUGAGGAAGCGGCCUCUCAGAAACUAAAGCGUGACCUCCGCAAGUAUAAGGCACUGUUACGUGAUGCACAAAGCCAACUGGAGCGAGCUAAAACGGAUUCUGCCGGAAAGGCUUUGAUACGACAGCUAAGAAAUCAGCUGGAAGAUGCCGAAUCCGCCCGGUCGACAGCCGUCAAGGCUCGACAGGUUGCGGAAGGCGAGCUACAAGAUGUCCAGUUGAUGCUGGAGGAAGCUCAACGUGCACGGUUUGAUGCUGAAGAUAAGGCCCAAUGUGCCCUGCGAGAUCGAACAGAACUUCAGGCACAGAUAGACGAAAACGAAGAAGAGAUGGCCGAGCUGAUGAAAAAAUACAGCACUACAGUCAAACAGUUGAGCUCCGAACAGGCUAUCAUAGCGGACUACGAAUUUAAAAUCUCCGAACUGGAAUCGGAGAAGAAAUCCUUGAAGGAACAAAUCACCGAUCUAACGACGCGUCUGGAAAGUGUCGAAAAUAUCGGCGAUUCGUCUUCGAGCAUACAGUUCAAGCGGCUUGAACUACGUACCAAAGAAUUAGAAUCCCGCUUGGAAUUCGAACAGGCCACUAGAGCUAGGAUGGAAAUUCAGCUCAACCGGCACAAAGAUUCACUGGAGAAAGCCCAAAGUGAAAUCAGCCAAAUCCGUACUAAAGAAAUGCUCGCGCAAGAAGCACUCAAGAAAGCUCAGAAAACAAUCCGGGAGCUUCGAGAGGAAUUGCACCUGGUAGUCAACAAAGAGCAAGAAAGUUUAGCCAAACGAAAAGAUUUGGAGAAACGAUACGAGACGGUUGAAGCAGAAGCUGCAUCUGCACGUGCAGAUUUGAGACUUGCGCUUCAAAGGAUCGCAGAUUUACAGCAAGCAAUGGAAGAGGGAGAUUCAUAUCAUUCGGACAGCGAAAAUAGCGACAGCUCAAUUGAUUCUGUUAGCGAAACCAGCUACCGUAGCCCAAGUGUGCUGUCUUCAAUUCGAGGCAGAUCUGGUGAGACGAACGGAACUAAUGGCAGUGGCACAACACUUUGCAUCAGGGAAGAGAAAGAAAACACUCCGAGAAUCACCUUGACCACUUCAUCGUCGUCACCGAACAACUCUGGGGGAUCAUCCCGAUCACCGACGAAGGAACGCAGCGGAAGUCGAUCUGGCACCAGCCGAAUGACCAAUGGCGGGGGCGAAGAGAGCAACUGCGAAUCGUCGUCCUUUGCGUAACUUUCGUUUUUUUCCAACCCGUCGUCGGUACACGAUAAGAGACAUUGCAAAAGUCUGGUUAAUUUAGUUGAAGCCCAACAUGCGUACGUGUUGAUAAGUAAUAUUAUUCCAAUUCAUUAGGAAAAGAGAAAAAAAACAACAAAACUUUACCGUCACUUUUUAAUGUGAAGGGACAAAUGAUAGACACAUAUCUUUACCAAUUGAACCACAAAUAGUUUUCAAAUACAACAACAUAUUCGUAGGUUUGAAACAACCAUAUGCAUAUUCGGAAAACUAAUCACAACUCCUCCACGAUCAACGAUUUUUGUGCGUAUAACCAAACCUUAUCUAAUAUAAUAUUACACCAAUAUGUUCUCAAUAUACAGACAAGAUAAUCACGCCAUUAUAUAAUUGAAGCAACUUUACUUACUCCCCAGUACAUAGCUUUAAAGUCUUUGGAACUCAAAAUGAAUACAAAUUUCAUCAAAACUAUAAUCAACACUUCUACACUACCUAUGUGUCUGCAUAAACACUUUCUGUAGCAAAUUUUAAACUCUGUUAGCUUAGGUGAAAAACUGUUUUAAAUUUUGUAAAUGUUUUAACUUUCCGCUCCCUGUAAGGUCAAACGAUUGGAAAGUGUUUGAAUAUCUUCAUUCAAAUCGAUGGAACAUCAAGCGAGAUAUAUGAAUACUUAGGAGAGAUAGGUACAAAAUAAAAUCGUUAGGGGCAGAUAGCACUCACACACACACUCCCGCCAUUGAAAUUUCCCAUCAUUUCAUUGAAACGUUGAAUCACCGAACAUUAGAAACAGGAAAAAGGCGCAUUCGAACGUUUUUAUACAGUGUUAAAUUAUUCACUUAUCUUUAAGUUUGUAACAGAGCAAACGUACUUCUGUUGGUUAUUUUAUUAUAUUGUUUUGUUUAAUUAGUGCAAAUAUUACAAACUUUCAUUUAAACGAAUACUUGUGCUUUUGUACUGAAUGCCUUAAAAAAAGAAAAAUUUCAACAAAAUAAAAAAAAAACAAACACAAUCGGAAACGAAAUUCGAAUCGAUAUUGCUAACCUGACCUGACCUCUGAGAAAAUCCCUUGUUUUUAGCGUAUUUUUUUAAACCUCUGUUUUAGUUUAACCUAAACCGACCAUUAAUUUUUAUUUUUAACGAGUUUCUAGAUUGCAAAUUAUUACACCAGUUGAUGACUUAAUUAUUGAGUAAGAAAAUUGAAAUAAUAAUCAUUGAAAACAAAAAUACACCUUAUAUAGAUCAACGUCGAACAAAACAAAACCCCACAUUGUAUAUUGUACCCUAUGAUCCAUAUCGUCUAAUUUAUAUGUGAAACAAAUUAUUUGUAAUUAAACAUUUAUUUAUCGAAUUAACUGUUAUAAUAAAAGCUAUUGAAAAUUGA